Branchiostoma belcheri (Belcher's lancelet) is the source of this 1377-nucleotide messenger RNA. RefSeq names its product 39S ribosomal protein L24, mitochondrial-like. NCBI's taxonomy places the organism in Eukaryota, Metazoa, Chordata, Leptocardii, Amphioxiformes, Branchiostomatidae. The transcript has 6 exons. Bases 201 to 890 code for a protein of 229 amino acids. Gene Ontology annotation, molecular function: RNA binding; structural constituent of ribosome. Gene Ontology annotation, cellular component: mitochondrion; ribosome. The record is from RefSeq and is a predicted model, not a curated record. Gene Ontology annotation, biological process: translation.
AGAAAUGACCGAUAUUCUGUUCAUAUAGUUUUCGUUAAUGCAAAGACGAUAAAUCACCCCCACAAUCUAAUCUGUGCACAAAAUGUACUCUUCCACUCAAUAACAUGGCAGCGCCCAGAUGACUGUGACCUGACAUAACUUCUCAGGAUCUCUGACUUCUUGUUGCAUAGUCAUUUGGAUAGUAACAUUAGGCUUUGACAAUGCCACGACUUACCCAACUGCUGGCCAUGGCGGCUCGUACCUGGACUAAAGAGGAGGCGGAAUAUGUGCCAAAGUACAUCAGAUACGGCAUGAACAGACCAGGGAGCCUCGGGCACAAACUGGCAAACAAACCAGACAGACCCAGGAAAAGGGUCUGGGUAGAACCAAUCAAGGAUGAGAACUGGAUGGUGAAAAAGGGAGACAUUGUCCAGAUCUUAAGAGGUCGUGAUGAAGGAAAACAAGGAAAAGUUGUCCAAAUCAUCAGGCAGAGGAACUGGGUUGUGGUGGAAGGACUCAACUGUCAUUACAGAUACUUAGGGAAGAACCCAGCUAAAGACUACCCAGGGCAGAUGGUGAGAAGUGAAGCUCCACUCAUGUACCGGGAAGUUGCACUGAUUGAUCCAUCAGACAAUGAACCUGCACAAGUAGAGUGGAGGUUUACAGAGGAUGGAGAGAAGGUGAGAGUGUCCACACGGACAGGACGCAUCAUCCCCAUCCCGCCUGAGGCAACGGCCAGAGAGGACGGGAUCGUUCCCGAGGCUUACAAGGAAACUGAAAAGGACACACUCUCCGAGGAAGCAGCCCGAAGGACAUACGUCCCGUCACUGGCUUCAUUCGAGGAUGAAAUUUUGACGUAUGCAGGAAUCAAGAAACCAGAAAAGAAACCUGUCAGAUGCUUCUGGUACUGAUAUAUGUACCAAGUCUGUUAGAAUGUAAACCACGAUGCACCGAUUGUCAGAUGCAUGUAAAAAUGUCGACCAUUUUCAGUAUUUAUGACCACUUACUUUUCCAGUACUGAUGCUAAGACAUUCUUAAGCUCAGCCUUAGGUUUAAGAACAUCACUAUAAGAACAUCCAUCUCUGUCAUGGGCUGGCUUUAAUGUUGGAUUGCUCCUUGGUUACUGGUAAGAUCUUGACUGAAUGUGAAAUAAAUGCUGCCUUGUUGAGAAUGUGCUCUAAUGCAAAAUGUAGGAUGAUAAGAGUAUUCUUGGACUAAAGCCUGCCAAUAGCCAAGUGGUAGGACAAAUAUUUUUUCCAUAGUUAAACAGUUAUUGUUUAAUAAUACAUGUACUCAAAAGUUUAUGUAGUUUUAAUGGACGUUUGAGAUAUGUGGGUCAACAUGUAACAAUACUCACUGUGGUGUAAGAAUACAAAAAAAGAUGUCUAGCCUUAUGAA